Messenger RNA from Loxodonta africana (African savanna elephant), 3284 nucleotides. It is a transcript of the gene GJC2, whose product is annotated as gap junction protein gamma 2. Gene Ontology annotation, molecular function: gap junction channel activity. NCBI's taxonomy places the organism in Eukaryota, Metazoa, Chordata, Mammalia, Proboscidea, Elephantidae. The transcript has a single exon. Bases 1 to 1305 code for a protein of 434 amino acids. The record is from RefSeq and is a predicted model, not a curated record. Gene Ontology annotation, biological process: cell-cell signaling. Gene Ontology annotation, cellular component: connexin complex.
AUGACCAACAUGAGCUGGAGCUUCCUGACUCGGCUGCUGGAGGAGAUCCACAACCACUCCACCUUCGUGGGCAAGGUGUGGCUCACUGUGCUCAUCGUCUUCCGCAUUGUGCUCACGGCGGUGGGCGGGGAGUCCAUCUACUCAGACGAGCAGAGCAAGUUCACGUGCAACACGCGGCAGCCGGGCUGCGACAACGUCUGCUACGACGCCUUCGCUCCACUGUCCCACGUGCGCUUCUGGGUCUUCCAAAUAGUGGUCAUUUCCACACCUUCCGUCAUGUACCUGGGCUACGCCAUCCACCGCCUGGCGCGGGCCUCUGAGGAGGAGCGGCGCCGCGCCCUCCGCCGCCGCCACGGCCGCCUGCCGGGUCCCCGCCGCCCGCCGCCGCCGCCGCCCCACCCUGGCUGGCCCGAGCCCUCAGACCUGGGCGAGGAGGAGCCCAUGUUGGCCCUGGGCGAGGAGGAGGAGCUGGAGGCGGCCGAGGGCCUGGGCGAGGAGGAGGAGGAGGAGGCGGCGAUGGCCGCCAAGGGGGGCGGCGAGGACAGCAAAAGCGCAGCGGGGGCCCCAGGCCCGGCCGCCAAGCACGACGGGCGGCGGCGCAUCCAGCGCGAGGGCCUGAUGCGCGCGUACGUGGCGCAGCUGCUGGCGCGCGCCGUCUUCGAGGUGGCCUUCCUGGUGGGCCAGUACCUGCUGUACGGCUUCGAGGUGCGGCCCUUUUUCCGCUGCAGCCGCCAGCCCUGCCCGCACAUGGUCGACUGCUUCGUGUCGCGGCCCACCGAGAAGACGGUCUUCCUGCUGGUCAUGUACGUGGUCAGCUGCCUCUGCCUGCUGCUCAACCUCUGCGAGAUGGCGCACCUGGGCCUGGGCAACGCGCAGGACUCCGUGCGCGCGCGCCGCCGCCCGCCUGCCGCCGCCCCGGGCCCCGCGCCGCGCCCGCCGCCGCCCUGCGCCUUCGCGCCGGCUGCGCCCGCCCCUGCCGGCCCGCCGGACUACAGCCUGGUGGUGCGUGCGGCCGAGCGCGCGCGUGCCCACGACCAGAACCUGGCCAACCUAGCGCUGCAGGCCCUGCGUGAGCGCGGCCGCCACAGCCCGCCCUCGCCGGAUCUCAACGCUGCCGCGCGGGGCGCGCCCCGGGCCGCCGCCCUUGCCACCUCCUCCCGGACCGGCAGCGCCACCUCUGGGGGCACUGUCGGGGAGUCAGGCCGCCCGGGCGGGGCCCCCGAGCGGCAGGGCGCCAAGCCCAAGGCCGGCUCAGAGCCGGGCAGCGCCAGCAGCAAGGACGGGAAGACGACAGUGUGGAUCUGAGGGCAGACGCACCGCCCCACCCAGCCCCUCCUGGAAGGCUCCUCCUGCUCCCUCCGCGGCACCGCUGUACCACCUGGGGGCUGUGGGGAGGGACUGAGGAGUCCAGUGGUGGCCAGCCCGACGGGAUCCCAGAGACGCUGGGAGGGAAGGGACAGGCAUGCGCGCAACCAGGGGCAGGUCGGCGCUGAUGGGCACCUACAUCCUUCCCCUCAGGGUUUGCUGACCAGAGCCGACACCUGCGUGGUUCCCAGGCCGGCACUCGAUGGAGGAGGAGGGCAGCCAGCUGACAUUUCUGGAGCCCAGCUAGGGUCUGAGGCGGGAAAAGGGGCCUCUGCCCGUCCCUGGCCUCAGUUUCCGCAUGUACACAAGGAUGGCCUAGCAUUGCUUCCAGCUCUGUGGGAACCAGAACAUGGGCUGGAGGGGCGGGGGGCGGGGGAUGCUAGAGAAGGAGCCCCACUUGCACAGGAAGUGGAGAUAAGCACAGUCCGCACCCUCCACCCCCCCAGCUCCAGUGCAAUGUCAGAGGUUGGAAGGCUCUGCUCAAAAGAGCAGGGGCUCAGGAGGGCUGGUCUCUCCCCAGGCCCUGGGGUGGGAGCCCGGGGUGUGCACAGCUCACACCUGUGUCUGAGCUUUUGCUGACACCCUUCCUCUGGGACAUACUUGAAGUUCCACAAAGACCUUGGGGCUUGCCUUGCAGCUUGCUUAGGAGCUGUGUCCUAGGGGAUGCUCGGGAAAUGUGGCUCCCAAGUUCAGGUCCAUGGCCUCUCUGCCCUUCAGCCCCUCUUCGUGGCCCCUCCCUCAUUCACACAGUUUCCAAAACAAAGGGAGAAAAAUAAAACGAACUCUUGUUUACAACCAAGCUUGUGCUUUGUGUGUAUACGUGUGUGUGUCCACUGCUGGUCACCAGGCCACGUGUGCACUGUUCUGUGCCAGGCUGCCUGUGAGAAGAGGCUCUCAGAUGAGCAGGUCAGCCCGGCUACAGGCAGAGCCCCUGCAGCACUCAAGUAGAUGUGUGGGCACCACCCAGUGCCAGGCAGCAUGGAGGGGGUACAUGUGGUGGGGGGCCCAGUAGGACACACAGAUGGCAGGAAACAGAGCACUGCCUCCAAGGAGUAUCUGAAGUUCAGGACCCAAAGGUCAGGCUUGCAGCUAAGACAGAUGGGCACCCAGUAUUACCAGGACACAGGCCAGGGCCUGCCUCAGCUGCAGUGAGGGCCAGAGGAGGGCACGGCUGGACAGAGGUCAGCAGCUCUGAGCCAAAGUCCAGCAUGAUACAGACUUGUGAUCCAGCUGUCCCUCAGCCUCCCUCAGGCCAAGGCAGGUCUGGCAGCUCCUCCUGGCCUGCAAACCCCUCGCUCUUUGAUGUCCCCAGGCCAAGACCCAAGCCUGGCUGAGCCCUGACUCUAACCUGAGCCUGUCUCUGGUCAGACUCCAAAUGCAAGCCCAGUCCGACCCUUCUGGGCCCUGACUGCAUGACACUCCCUCCCCCUCCCCGGCCCCAGCAGGCUCCCAGCCCAGCUGAUUCCUGACCCCAGGCUGAGCCCCAACCCCAGGAAGUCCAUGGAUGGUGAUGCUGGAAGAGGAGCCCCAAAGAGGGAAAGCAUAGCCCAACCCAGAGCAGAUGUCUACCCCAGUGGAGACAGAGCCCCAGCUUUUCCGUCACAGGAAGGUCCAUAUGACUGGCCAGCACUGGAUUUGGUGCUGUACUGCUGACCAGGUCACUGUGGGGUGGGAUCAUGUUGAAUAUGUGAGGCUCCCAUUGCUGUGACAUGGUGCAUGAUGAUUGGACCAGGGAGGUGGGGGACAGACAUGUACAGAGAGGAACUGUGCCUUGGGGUCUCUUCAGUGUGCUCUCUCACUGUGGGUCUGCUCUGGGCGCUCAUCCACAGGUCUCUCCCCAAAGUCCCUGCCUCCUGUGCACCAGUGUUGCCCCUUCUAAGCCCCUGACCCUCUGACAAGACCAUCAGCCCUCCCCAAGC